Molecule: messenger RNA, 2883 nt
Organism: Trypanosoma theileri
Lineage: Eukaryota; Euglenozoa; Kinetoplastea; Trypanosomatida; Trypanosomatidae
Product: putative cyclophilin type peptidyl-prolyl cis-trans isomerase
Exons: 1
Coding region: 1-2883 (960 amino acids)
Biological process (GO): protein folding; protein peptidyl-prolyl isomerization
Cellular component (GO): catalytic step 2 spliceosome
Molecular function (GO): peptidyl-prolyl cis-trans isomerase activity
Source: RefSeq, a predicted model, not a curated record
AUGUCAGACUGUGAGAACAGCAAUCAGAAGAUUCAUAAUCAUCAUCAAGAAAAUAAUAAUAAUAAUAAUAAUAGUAGUAGUGAUGAUGAUGAUGAUGAAGACUUUCUACCUUCUAUUCCAGAGGCCUUAUUACAUAAUUCGCAGAAUGAAACCGCAGUCGCAGGAAUGUGUUCUGCAGAAAUAACACGGGAGAAACGGCCCCGUUCCCCGAGUGGAGAACAUGAAACCCUCAAUAGUAAUAAUAACGACAAUAUACAUAAGGAAAUAGCAGAAGAUGUGAAUAUGAUAGAAUCUGAUGAUAAGAAAGAGGAGAUGUGUGUUAUGAAAUUACUCAAUAGUGAAGGAUAUCCAACACCUUCACUAUACGAACGUAGUUACCGCCAUGAUUCUAUUAUACAUGAUGUGGCUCUCGUGAAGGAUGAACUUGGUGCUUUGAUUGUUACAGUAGAUGCGAUGGGAACACUACGUGCUUGGCGUAAACUUCCACGUGGUGUAUUUUUCAUGGGAGAACGUCAAGGUCUUUUCCCACAAAGUGAUACAGAUCAAGAAAGAGAAAUGAAGAAGUUGGUAGAGCACCACGUAUUAGCGGAUUCUCUUACCUCUUCCCUUUUUGUAGUUCGAGUUACACCACGUGUGGAGAUGAUAGCUGGAGUUGUGACAGUAUUUGUGGAGAUUCGUCGAGUGAACCCUACUUUAAUGGCGGUAGAGUCACGUUUGUCUUUUCAAUUUAGUGCCACUCUUCGAAAUAAGAAGGCAUUAUCAUACUGGAAAGAAACUGUUACUCCACAACCCUUCUUAUUGCAUUAUGAAUAUGAACCAUAUAUUGUUUUUUUCACAUCGGAACCAAAUGGAUCUAGUGGUGUAAUUUUAUUCCCAUGCUUCAGCAAGAGAAGUUUAGGUGAUAAUGCAGUUGCAACACUUUUACCAUCUCGUCCAUUAAGUACCGCUAAUAUUGUUUUAUGUUGUCAACAACAUCGUCCAAGUGGAUUAGUCGUUUUGGUAGAUGAAAAGGGUAUUAUUGACUACGCACGUAUGAUGACAUCAUGUGAUGAUGAAGGGAAUAUGAUUAUCUCUCUUAGUGUUGUUCCUGGUGUCCCAUCUCGUGGUGCAGCAGAUCCAAUGAUGUUACGCAAAUGGAUUACAUUUGAGCGUCGACAAAAAACAGGUUUUUUCACCUUACUUCGUGAAUCCGUUACGAAUGUCAAAUCAUGCAAAACAAUGAUACCACUCAGUGUUCGUUUCUCUCCAAGUGGAAAAUAUUUUGUGGUGACAAGUUGUAUUUUAUACAAUGCUUGUGUGUGUGUAUGUUCACAUUUGUUUGACUUUGCUAGUGGAGGCUUUCUCUGCCGUGGUGAGACGGAGGAGGUGAGUGUGCCGCAGUUGCGGGAUGAAGAGUCCAAAGCAGCAGCACUCUUAUCACUGCGAGGUGCGGUGUUUGAUGUUGUGGUGGAAGAGGCGGUUGGGAAAGUCCCACAGAGCGGUAGAGUUGGGGGUGUGUGGGUGUUUGUGCCGGAGAUCGGCGUGACUUCCUGCUCAGAAGAGCGGGUCGGCGGCAGACGCAUAUAUGUAUUUAGAGCCUCCAUACCAACAACAACUACAACAACUAGUAGUAAUAGUACAAAGAUGGAGCUCCACAUGGAACAAUUACCACGUCAAAUUGGAGAUGUUGAGAAGAACAUUCGUGAAACUCCACUGCAAGGUGUGUUAUCAACAACAACAACAACAACAACAACAACAACAACAAGAAAAUUUUCUAACUCUUGGCGUUUAGCUGCGCCAUUGGUAUUACUUCGACUUGCCAUUCCCGCAAGUCAAGCAUUGAAAAAUCUUGUAGCGCAAUCUCCUGUUGGUUUGGCACUUUCACAGGAGGAUGUUAAACGCCUUUUCGUUGUGCCAAGCAGUGCGGAUCUUGCUGCCGUUGCUGCUGCUGCUGCUGCUAAUGGUGGAAGUACUUCUUGCGUUGGUGCUGAUGAUCCAAUGUUCUGCACUACCUCACUUGGAGAAAAUGCCCUUCUCUUGUAUACAAACUAUGAGGCUUCUAUUGAAGGCAUCGCAUUGGGAAGAGAUAUUAUAGAUACAGCCACUGCAGAUAUGGAUGCAGAUAUGUUAAAGUUAGAACAGAUACGUCAUGAAAAGAUUUUAACAGAAUUAACUCAGAAGCGUGAUUUUAAUUGUGGAGAUCUGCAGCAGUUACAGUCCUCUGUUCAGGCUGUGGCACCACGGGAAACAGAAGAGACAGAUAAUAGAGAACAAGAUAAGAAAGAGUCCAUAUCUACAAGAGAAAAUGAUAUUUAUGAGGAAGAAGACACAGAUGUAGAGGAUCGUCGAGUAAAACAUAUUAUUACGGCAUCUACAUCACGUAAUAUAGAAUGGGGAGAUACAAGUAUGUAUGCCUCUUUCUAUGUGAGUUCCUUUGGAAAAAUUACGGUACACCUUAUGCCAUCUUUUGCUCCAAAAACUGUUGAAAAUUUUAUUGGAUUAGUUCGUCAAGGAUUUUAUGAUGGUUUAACAUUUCAUCGUGUUGUACCAGGGUUUAUGAUUCAGGGAGGAUGUCCAAUGGGGGAUGGUACUGGUGGGAAGAGUAUUUUUGGUGGGACUUUUGAGGAUGAAGGGUUAAACAUAAUGGAGUAUUUUCUCUAUCCAAGUGUUUAUUGGCUUUGUAUGGCGAAUCGUGGACCCAAUACGAAUGAAUCGCAGUUUUUUAUUACGGUUGGAGAAACUGCACCGUGGUUGAAUGGUAAACACACUGUUUUUGGAUUUGUGGUGGGAGGGAAGUCGGUGGUACAGGCAAUCGUGCAGACACCAAAAGGGGAGGAUGACAAACCACUGACACCCGUUGUGAUGGAACGUGUCGUGGUUACAGAGAAAUCUAAUAACAACUGA